Molecule: messenger RNA, 876 nt
Organism: Zerene cesonia (dogface butterfly)
Lineage: Eukaryota; Metazoa; Arthropoda; Insecta; Lepidoptera; Pieridae
Exons: 2
Coding region: 99-746 (215 amino acids)
Source: RefSeq, a predicted model, not a curated record
AUUUCUGCCAUAAAUUAAAAGAAUUGCCUUUCAAUUGGAUUUUAUCUUUAAUAUAAGAAACGAAUGCUUUAAAUAAGUCAUAAAAACAUUAAUUAAACAUGACAUCGUUCUACGAAAGGCAAAAGAGUCUCUUCAAUACAUUGAAGGACGCAGAAGAACAAUAUAGUUUUUCCAAAUCUAACAAAGCUUCCGAAUCACAAGACUACGGUGUUAUUGACAAACAAAGUUAUAGAAAACUUAAACGAGAAAUGAAGCAGUUCAGAGGUAGAGAAAGCAUUUACAAGCGCCAAGACGCUAAUAUCCGAGAAUGUUUACGAGCUAAAACAGUUCCACAAUACAUGAAAGAUCCUCAAAACUGGGUAUACUAUUCUUUGUCUGAUGUUACACCAGAUCAAAUGUCAGAAUCAACGAACACAGCAACAGCUCUUGCUUUUAUUCGAGAAAUGGAGGAAAGAGAUUCAGAUAAAUUUUUAACUGUUACUGAUGAAACUGGGGCAGUUUUUAAGAAACCUAUGUUUCAGAUAUCAAAGACUAUUAAGCCUAAUGUUGACGUAGAAGAAAAGGUUAUGUUCAAAAGUAGUAAAAUAAUUAUGCCCGAAUAUGUAGUAGGUGUGACGCGGAAUAGAGGAAAAAAACAGACUAACAAAAAAACUGAUAAGAUUGUAGAAAACUCUGAUAAUGAAAAAAGGGCUGAACUUAAAUUAAACCAUCUGUUUGAUGCUGAAGAAGACUGCAUUAGUGAUUAAUUAAAUAAAUAACUUGCUUUAUUUAAAAGAUACAUAAAUCGAUUAUGUAAUUAAGCUAUAUACUGAUGUAGUAUGAGGGAAUAUAUUGAUUUCCUCUUUUGUUUUUAAUUAAAUUUGUAUUAAUGAAAUA